This is a messenger RNA of Actinia tenebrosa (Australian red waratah sea anemone), 502 nucleotides long. Its product is annotated as ATP synthase F(0) complex subunit g, mitochondrial. Gene Ontology annotation, biological process: proton motive force-driven ATP synthesis. Gene Ontology annotation, molecular function: proton transmembrane transporter activity. The record is from RefSeq and is a predicted model, not a curated record. NCBI's taxonomy places the organism in Eukaryota, Metazoa, Cnidaria, Anthozoa, Actiniaria, Actiniidae.
AAUGCAGAGUGGGUAGCGGCCCGGUCGGCAGCAAGAAUCCARGAUGGCGCAGAAGUUAGCUUCUUUGGGGCAAAAAAUCGUUACUAGAGCACCUGUAWUAGCCACUAAAUAUGGAUUCCAAGCCCUGGCUUCUGCCAAGAAGGCCCAGCCAACACUAGAGAAGUUCUGGAGUAAUGCUAGGGUAGAGAUGCGACCACCUAGUCCAUCAGAUUGGCCAGUAAUCAAGAAGGCAUUCCUCAACCUUAAAGAUGCUACCAUUUCAGGAAGAUUCCUCAAUGUUACUGUCAAAGAAGGUGUGGCCAACACUCUUGUUGCCRUGGAAAUUGCUAUGUGGUUUUAUGUUGGAGAAAUCAUUGGCAGACGAAGUAUUAUUGGAUACAAUGUUUAAUCUCUUCUGAUAUUUAGUCUUGUGUGUUUGAUCCAUUAGGAUUGCCUUCUUGUGUACCAUGACUUGUAAGACUGUCAAUUACGUUUCAAAUAAAUGGUCUGAUUUUUACUUCUA